AUGUGCAUUUUAGAGAAACGCGGCAACCUCUUCAUCCUAACACUCAUCGAUGAUGAUCACGGGCACCGUCUCGGCCUACACCUCAUCGUCUCUCUCCUCUUCGCUCUCUCCCAAGUCAACACCAAAUCCAUCAAUGGCAGCUCUGCUCUCAUCACCGUCACUUGCGGCAAGUUCUUCUGUAACGGCAUCGAGGUCCUUUGGGGCCAACUCUCUGCCCGCCUCCGCCUCCACCAAAUGGUUGAAUCCUUCAGAUCAGUCGUCGUCGCCCUCCUCUCCCUCCCCAUCCUAACCAAUGCCACUGUCUCCGGCCAUGCCGCUGCCAGCGGAGUCGUCCUCACUCUCGGACACGACUACGUCCUCAUGAGGCACGAUCGUGGCUUUCUGUACAUGAGCGAGGUCGAUCUGGCGAUCACGUUACCGGACUACUUCUCGGGUCUGGUGAGGUCCAAGAUCAGCAGAUUGUCAGCCGCUCGGCGCGACGUGUUGCUGAGGGGGAUGAAGGUGAAGGGAGAAGAGGCGGUGAGGAUGGGGAUCGUGGACUCGGUGGCGCACGAUAGCGAGGAGAGUGUGGUGGAGGCGGUGGUGCGCUUAGGGGAUAGGUUAGCGGAGAGGAAAUGGAAUGGUGAGGUGUAUGCGGAGAUUAGGAAGAGUUUGUAUCCUGAGCUUUGUGGUGUGCUUGGAUUGGUUUCGAAAACCGUUGUAGCAUCUUCUAAGCUAUGAUAAUAACUUGUUAAUAUUACUCUAUGACUGUGCUAAUAAUCUUUGUA
This is a messenger RNA of Quercus robur (English oak), 767 nucleotides long. RefSeq names its product enoyl-CoA delta isomerase 2, peroxisomal-like. Gene Ontology annotation, molecular function: enoyl-CoA hydratase activity; delta(3)-delta(2)-enoyl-CoA isomerase activity. The transcript has 2 exons. Lineage: Eukaryota; Viridiplantae; Streptophyta; Magnoliopsida; Fagales; Fagaceae. Gene Ontology annotation, biological process: fatty acid beta-oxidation. Bases 1 to 720 code for a protein of 239 amino acids. The record is from RefSeq and is a predicted model, not a curated record. Gene Ontology annotation, cellular component: peroxisome.